AUGUCCUACUACUUCGCCAUCGUCGGCACGCAAGACAACCCGCUAUUCGAAUACGAUUUCGGGACGUCGAAGCAGGGCGGCGACGGCAUGCCGCAUUUCAGCGAACAGGCGCGCCACAUGAACCAGUUCAUCGUGCACAGCAGUCUGGACAUCGUCGAGGAGGUCCAAUGGGGAGGCGGCCAGAUGUACCUCAAGUGUGUCGAUAAGUUCUUCAAUAAUUACGUGUCUUGCUUUAUAACCGGCGGCAAUGUCAAGUUCCUCCUACUACAUCAGCCGACUAUGCCCGUCUCGACGACAUCUACGCGAUCUUCUACGUCUAUCGGUGCCAACCCCACGAGCCCCCAGACCGAGGAAGCUAUUAAGAAUUUUAUGCUCGAGGUCUACGAGAAUUGGGUUAAGGCCAUCAUGAGCCCCUUCUAUAGAGUGAAUAUGGAAGUGCGUAGUCCAGUAUUUAGACAGAGGGUUGCUGCGGCCGGGAGGAAAUAUCUAUGACCAAUGCAUACUAUGAACGUAAGACGGGUGUAAUGGAACGAUGUAAGGCGUUUGGCGUUUAAUAGGCAGCAAUUACUCAUUGGAUCUGACUCAUAUUUCGAGUUUAGAAAUGGUCAGGGCCAGUGUUCCAUAAUACAGCAUCAUUAAACACAUGACAAGUAUUCGAAACAUUUGGCUUGUUCACAGCAAAUCGUAAUACGAUGCAAGUAUAUUCAGCGUGCCAUAGCACUAUCAUAGGCUAUCUGUCCUUAGACGC
Daldinia decipiens is the source of this 748-nucleotide messenger RNA. Its product is annotated as Sedlin. NCBI's taxonomy places the organism in Eukaryota, Fungi, Ascomycota, Sordariomycetes, Xylariales, Hypoxylaceae. The record is from RefSeq and is a predicted model, not a curated record. Gene Ontology annotation, cellular component: cytoplasm; nucleus; TRAPP complex. Gene Ontology annotation, biological process: endoplasmic reticulum to Golgi vesicle-mediated transport. The transcript is spliced from 2 exons. Bases 1 to 492 code for a protein of 163 amino acids.